Molecule: messenger RNA, 586 nt
Organism: Coccinella septempunctata (seven-spotted ladybird)
Lineage: Eukaryota; Metazoa; Arthropoda; Insecta; Coleoptera; Coccinellidae
Product: pro-resilin-like
Exons: 2
Coding region: 168-509 (113 amino acids)
Cellular component (GO): extracellular matrix
Source: RefSeq, a predicted model, not a curated record
UCAUUAAGUUGGGGGAAGCGACCUUUAUUAUUUAUGGUAAGCAUUGUAUAUUCUUAUUUUUCUCCCACACCUCAUAUAAAACGAUCCACUGAUGGUGGAUCUUCAUUAGUACAAGCUUGCAUUUCGUUCAAAAUCAUUUCUUGGGUUCAGUUGAUAGUGCCGUAAAAAUGCUUUAUCGUCAGUCCUUGUUCUUGUUCAUCGGUUGUUUUUCCUUGUUGACGGUUCAGAGUGCUCCUCAAGGAUUCCCAGUGAGGGGUAUAACAAAUAUUGAUGGGGCUCCAGAACCGUAUAACUACAACUACAGGGUUGAAAAUCCCCCUACAGGCACUUUUUUCGGGCAGAAUGAAAACGGGGAUGCUGCAGGAAGGGUCACUGGCUCCUACUUUGUCCAACUACCUGAUGGAAGAUUGAUGAACGUUGAGUACUUUGUGGACGGUGAUUCUGGUUUUGUGCCCAAGAUAUCUUACCAGACUGGCAGCCAGUUAGUAGGAGGACCUCUAAGGGUUUAGUCCACGAAAAAUAAGUUAAUUGUGUAAAAACUAUUUACCAUUUAAUAAACAAUAUAUUCUGCUUCGAUGAAAAAUAA